AGCAUCUCUCGGAAGGGGUGAUCAGUCGCUCAGUAUCGAAAAUUCGUGCACGGGAUGCAAGCAUAGUUAUAAGACAUUUAUAACUAUCAAACGAGGCAAUCUUGCUGUAAAUUCGAAAUUGUGAAAAGAGUAAAUUACAAUCGCAGAAAUUACUACCAACAUCGAAUGGGAUAAGUGCAAGGGACUGCGUCGUUUCGCGUCUCGGGUAAAAAAAAAGCCACGGAGUGUUCGAUUUGCACCAUCGAUGGCAGAUCACGACAAUAUUUACGACGACGAGGAGCUAGUUUCAACGAAUCCAAAUCAAAGGAACUGGCGUGGGAUUUUAAUAGCGUUGCUCGUGAUCGUCGCGGUCCUAGCUCUUAUCGUCACAUCUGUAGCUUUGCUCACACCCCCUGAUGAUGGCCCUAGAGUACGAGGGACACGAUUACGUCUCUCCGAGGUGCUCUCCAAUGAAUUAUCUCCUUUAUUGUUCAAUGGAUCCUGGGCGAGUAACCGCCAUAUAUGUUAUCGAGAUGUUUGGGGUGGUAUUUCUUUGUUAGAUGUUUCGAACAUGAUGUCGCGCAGUUUAAUGCCAAACGAGACAUUCAGACGAUUGAAUCCAGUAAAAUUCUCUUUAUCGCCGGAUCAUAGAUUCUUGCUUCUUGCUCAAAAUGUGAAGAAACUAUUUCGCUACUCGUACUUGGCGCAAUAUGUCGUUUAUGAUCUUAAUUCACGAGAGUGCAUAGUGUUAACACCAUAUCCAGAGAAAGACAGUCAUCCGUAUCUUCUAUUAGCACAAUGGACUCCACGUGGUCAUGGACUCGUUAUGAUACAGGACUACGAUAUUUAUUACAGAACAAGUCCCAUUAGUAAUACUGCGUAUCGUGUAACGAACAGUGCAGUGCCCGGUAUAUUGACCAAUGGCGUACCAGAUUGGUUGUACGAAGAGGAAAUAUUGCAUAGUGGAGAAGCAAUUUGGAUGUCGCCAGAUGGUCACAUGAUGCUUUAUGCCUCGUUUAAUGAUUCUCUUGUAGAAGAGAUGCACAUUUCAUGGUUUGGGGAGGGAAACAAAGCUUUAUAUCCCGAUAUACGAUCUUUACGAUAUCCCAAGCCAGGAACACCAAAUCCUUCUGUACAACUGUACGUUGCCGAUUUAGUUGACCCGAAAAAUAUUCGUACGAGGAUAGUAAAGCCACCACCAAUCAUCGAGCAUACGGACCAUUAUUUCUCAACUGCUUCCUGGAUAUCUCUGACGGAAGUCUGUAUAACGUGGUUGACGCGUGCUCAAAAUUUUUCAGUAGUUACCAUCUGUAAAAGUCCAAUGUGGCACUGUCAGGAAAUACAAAGGAUAUCGGGCGAGAAUCGUGGAUGGGUGGACACUCCACCCGAAGCUCCUCUCUUUUCAACAAAUAGCACCAGUUACAUCGCAAUAAGUCCCGUAAAAGAUGGACCGGCGGGAUAUUACAAGCACAUCGUUUGGGCUAACGUGCUCCGAAAACAAGUAGUGCCUUUGACGCAUGGAAAAUUUGAGGUCGUUAAACUUUUAGUAUGGGACCAAGUGAAUAAUACUAUAUAUUUCAUCGGUAUUCCGUAUAUGAGACCGGGUCAGAGACAUCUCUAUCGUGUAAGCGCCACUCUUCCGCAUACGGGAUCGCCUUUGCGUCCUGCUGUCUGCCUUACGUGCACCACUUCGUCUGAUGUAACAAAUGAUGACGAGAGCGGACGUCGGACUAGUUCUUCGAAUUGGCAAAAUGGUCUCGUCAAUCGGAACGAAUGGCACGAUCAUCAUGAAAUUCCAACCGACAAUAUCAACAGUAAGGAACAUCGUCAAACGAAGGAUAUCUCCAAAAAGGACAAAUUGAAAAAGAGGAACGCUUUAAAAAGCGGCGAUCCACCUUGUCAAUAUCACAACGCGAUCUUCCCGUCCGCGGAUUUCGAAUAUUUCGUUCUCGAGUGCCUUGGACCUGGUAUACCUACCGUGGGCCUUUACAAAAUGGAAAUGUCCGUGCCGCGACUCAUUGCAACAUUGCAGAAUAACACGUUGUUACGCGAAAGAAUAGGAAGCAUCGCACUUCCGCAAGUAAAGACAUUCCCCGUGCAGAUAAGUGGCGGCUACAAUGCCCAAGUGAGAUUGCAUCUACCACCCGGGCUAAGAGAAGACGAGAUUACUCGUUACCCGUUGGUUGUUCAGGUAUAUGGUGCUCCUGGAUCGCAAUUAGUCACCGAGAUGUUUAAAGUAGAUUGGAACACGUAUUUGGCUAGUCGGAGAAACGUUAUUGUCGCACAGAUCGAUGGCAGAGGAAGCGGAGGACAAGGUUAUAAAUUGCUUCACGAGGUUUAUUAUAGACUAGGUUCUGUAGAAGUGGCUGACCAACUCGAAGUUACAGAAUACUUAAGGGAUUCAUUGCAUUUCGUGGAUAAACGAAGAGUCGCCGUAUGGGGCUGGAGUUACGGCGGUUUCGUUGCUGCUCUUGUCCUAGCUCAUCCGGAACAAAAGGUGUUCCAGUGUGGAAUAAGCGUCGCGCCUAUCGUCUCAUGGGAGCUUUAUGAUUCUGCAUUUGCCGAGAGGUACAUGGGAUUACCGAAUGUGACAUCCAAUUACAAAGGUUAUGCCGAAUCCAACGUUUAUGACAAAGUAAGGUAUCUUCGUGAUAAGAUGUUUUAUUUAGUACACGGGACUGCGGAUGACAACGUUCAAUUCCAACAGUCUAUGGCACUUGCCCGUCAUCUCGCUAAAGAAGGCAUACUUUUCCGACAACAGGUUUAUCCGGAUGUGAGUCAUACUUUGGCGGGUGUAAAGGGACACUUGUACCUUUCCAUGGAACAGUUCUUGGAAGACUGUUUUCUAAAACAAGUACCUGCUGACACGAAAGCUGGACUUGGCAGCGGCGGCUCUGGUGGCAUGUACUAAUAUUAAGAGAGAUAACGAUUAUGUAUAGAUAUCUACGAGUUGUUUAAAAUUGCAUAAAAAAAGGAAAAGAGAAAACAAAGAAAAUUGUGAAAAUCUAAAUAUCUCCAAAUUGUGUUCCGUCUAAUAGAAUAUUUAAAGAAGAUAUGUGCAUGACCCGUUUUGUACUCCAAUACUCGAAAUUAUUAAGUGCAAUGAGACGUAUGUACAAUCAUCCCGUGCAUGAUUUACAGUGCGUUUACACCGGUUAAAAAAGCACGAAUCGAUCAUUUAAUCAAAUAAAUUAUCUAUAAGAUA
Solenopsis invicta (red fire ant) is the source of this 3184-nucleotide messenger RNA. RefSeq names its product dipeptidyl peptidase 4 (gene Dpp10). Lineage: Eukaryota; Metazoa; Arthropoda; Insecta; Hymenoptera; Formicidae. Bases 245 to 2890 code for a protein of 881 amino acids. The transcript is spliced from 16 exons. Gene Ontology annotation, molecular function: serine-type peptidase activity; dipeptidyl-peptidase activity. The record is from RefSeq and is a predicted model, not a curated record. Gene Ontology annotation, biological process: proteolysis.